UCUCUUUCAGAGGGUGAUCUAGGAUCAUCGUUCAAAACAGACGAAAUCGUUGACAGGAAAAACUUUUAUGUAGUGAGGUUAACCGAAAUUUACAUUCCUAGAAGUCCUUAAGGAUACACUGUGAGAUAGCUGGUGGUGGACAUGGCACUUUUGUGCUGCGAUGAAGGCGUCACCGGUCAAAUACGUUUGCUACUUCAGGACCCGGGUAGCCGUAUUGAUUUCCUCUACGACAGGAAUAGCAUGCACUCAACAAUCUUGCGACACUCACAAUCGACAACACCAAUCUAUAAAACGGAUAAAUGAAUACUACGCAUGCUACACUACCAAAUACCAUUCAAUAAAACAACCACAUGAUUGAUACUCAAUCUGCCAAAAACCAUUGGAAACUUUUAUUCCUAUUGCACACUUCAAAGUACCUCAAGGUCAGCUGGCAGCCCAUAGUCUUUUACAAUCAAUCAAUCCAUAACACAAUCCUUACAAUACCAACUAUGAUAUCAAAGCACUUCAACGCUUAAAACGAGUGUAAUCAAACUACCAUUAAAAUGCGCUCCACGCAUUCAAACACUCAAACCAAAAGUCUGAACAAACCACCUACAAAUGGAACUCAAGGAUUCAAACAUUCAAUAAGAUUCUGCGCACUAGCCUACCAUCAAAAGGAACGGUCAUUCAAACAUUCAGAUAAGAGUCAGAACUACCACAAAAAGAAUCACACACUCUGUUGUGAGUCUUAGUCAUUCAAACAAACUUCAAUCAUCAAAAAUUGCAAACUAUCAAAUUGUGGCCAUUACCAAAGGCAACAAGACCAUAAUCAAAUUGGGCAUAUCGAAGCGUCCUUCAUUUCAUUUCA
This is a messenger RNA of Umbelopsis ramanniana AG, 847 nucleotides long. RefSeq lists its product as uncharacterized. Lineage: Eukaryota; Fungi; Mucoromycota; Umbelopsidomycetes; Umbelopsidales; Umbelopsidaceae. The transcript has a single exon. Bases 351 to 515 code for a protein of 54 amino acids. The record is from RefSeq and is a predicted model, not a curated record.